Molecule: messenger RNA, 1433 nt
Organism: Bactrocera oleae (olive fruit fly)
Lineage: Eukaryota; Metazoa; Arthropoda; Insecta; Diptera; Tephritidae
Gene: Mcm10
Product: minichromosome maintenance 10 homolog
Biological process (GO): DNA replication; DNA replication initiation
Cellular component (GO): nucleus; nuclear replication fork
Molecular function (GO): DNA replication origin binding; single-stranded DNA binding
Source: RefSeq, a predicted model, not a curated record
GGAGCCUUGUUAUUUCUUUCCAUGGUAUAAGGUUACGAUGUUUCUCUCUUUUUGAAAUGAAUUGUUCUGCAGACAAGAUGUUAAAUUGAAAGCUGUUUAAAUGACGGGUUCCAAUCGUUAUUUUUGACUAAAGUAGAAGUAAACGGAUCUGGAUUUAUUAAUAUAUAUUUAUUAAUUUGUUAGCAUGGCAAACUGUCUUGAUAAUGAAAUAUUAGUCAAAAGUGAUGAGCUCUUAAAAUUAGAUGCUCUCUUAUCAGAAGUUGAUACGGAAUUGAAAAGUGUUGAACCCCAUUUUAAUGUAAAUAGCUCAAAAAGAAUUAAUGCCCACAAUGUGGAGAACUUCUUGCUAUGUAAAUUCAAUGAGUAUAGUAGUGAUGUAUAUAAGCCGUUAGCUGUGGAUAAUUAUAGUUUUGGAAAAGAUAUAAAUAAAGAAAAAGUAUUCAAACGUACUGCUAAAAAUUUAAGUGAGAAAGAAAUUGUGGAAAAUAAAAAAAUCACUAAUGGAUGCAAGUAUAUGGAGACGUCGUUUAAUUCCAAUGAACAUACAUAUAUUGACCCCAUUUUUGGUCUAAGAAUAUUGGGUCCUCAAAUAUCGAGUGCAUUGUUAUUGGAACGAAUGGAGGGUCGAAAAUUUGUUACAUUCGAUGAAUUAUCAAGGCAAUUUGAAGUUAAAACCGCAUCUGACUGGGUUAUUGCUGCUGUUUUAUUAUCAAAGGAAUUAAAGAGUAGUUCAAAAGAUUCCAGUCGUUUUACAAUUUGGAGGCUAUCGGAUCUUGAAGGAAAUAUAAAAACCAUUUCAGUAUUUCUGUUUCAAAAUGCUCACAAUGAAUUGUGGCAUACAUCUCCAGGAACUUGUGUGGCUAUUCUUAAUCCAACUUUAAUUGAAAAAAAUUCAUACAGACAAGACAUUGCUAAACUUUCAAUUGAAAAUGCAAAAAAAGUAUUGAUUUUAGGUAAAUCUAAAGAUUUUGGUGUAUGCAAAGGUAAAAAACUGAAUGGACAAAAAUGUACCAAUUUUAUUAAUUUGCAAGAGAGUGAUUUUUGCAUAUUCCAUAUUCAAAAGGAGUUCAAAAAAGUUGCUAGACCUUUUGCUGCAAAAAAAAUUAAACUUGAUAAAUAUCAAAAAGUUCAGACGGCUUGUAGUAAAAGCACAUCUGCACAGCUUAGUGCUAAAACAUUAAUACAGAAGGAUAGAUUAAUAUUGGAUACAUUAAACUACAACAAAACAGCUGAAAAUAUAGCUACGGAUGAAUAUAACGUAAAAUCUAAUAUAUCGUCUGUAACUCAAAAAUUUAAUAACUAUGGAAUUGCUUCUAAAGUUGAACCAGAUGUAAAACAGCGAAAAAAAGAUUUGGAACGCGUCAAAUCACUCUAUUUGACAAAGAGUUCCUGUAAUACAUUUACUAAAAAUCGAAGCAGAAUAGAAUUAAAAG